Molecule: messenger RNA, 1694 nt
Organism: Fukomys damarensis (Damara mole-rat)
Lineage: Eukaryota; Metazoa; Chordata; Mammalia; Rodentia; Bathyergidae
Product: olfactory receptor 1361
Exons: 5
Coding region: 212-1657 (481 amino acids)
Biological process (GO): G protein-coupled receptor signaling pathway
Cellular component (GO): membrane
Molecular function (GO): olfactory receptor activity; G protein-coupled receptor activity
Source: RefSeq, a predicted model, not a curated record
GGGGGUGAGGGGGAACCAGCCCGUGGUCCUGGGAAUUGUGGGAGUUGUAGUUUUGCUACUCCGCACAUGCGCCAUUUCAGUCCCGGCAUUCUCCGGGGGUAGCAUGGUCUUCGAGGAGAAUACUGGAGAGGUGUAGGCCUGAAGGUGUGAGACCUGAAGAAGGACAGGUCCAGUGGGGUCCCAGACCCGCAUGAAGCAAGAAUGAGGGGCUAUGGGAUCCCGGGAAUCAGGAGGCAUUGCUGGGCCUGUGAUUCUGAGUCCUGGAGAGGGCAGACCGAAGCGCCCCUGCAGCCACACCUCCCUGCUGAAAACCUGGCGAGAGGUCGAGCAGGCUUCGCAGUGUCCAGGGAACAGGUGUUCCAGAGGGACGACACAGGACCCCGAUCUGGCUUCUCCUGUGCCCCAGAAAGGAUGCCCGAGAUCCCCAAAACGCCAGAAGACACAGAGGCACCGGAGUUCCCCGCAAGAGCAGAGAGGAAAGAUCUACUUUGGCUGUAGUUUCAGAAGUCUCAAACCAUGGUCAUCCGACUCCAUUGUGCUUAACCCCGUACGAGGUAGAAACAGCAUGGCUGAGAGACCAGCAUGGAGCAGGCAGAGAGACCAGCACCUAACAGCAGCAGAGAGCAGCCAGAACGAGAGCAUCCAGCUACAGCAGCAUCCGCCUGUGUCCUUCAGACCGGCAGAAAGGAGGAGGCCCACUGCUGGGUACAGACCAUUCCACUCGGGCAUGGAAGGGGACAACCACACUACAGUCACAGAAUUCCUCCUCCUGGGACUCUCUGGGCAGCAGGAGCAGGAAGAUGCCCUCUGCGGGCUGUUCCUGUGCCUGUACCUGGUCACCAUCCUCGGGAAACUUCUCAUCGUCCUGGCCAUCAGCUGUGACCCUCACCUCCACACGCCCAUGUACUUCUUCUUGGCCAACCUCUCCAGUGUGGACAUCUGCUUCUCAUCAGUCACAGUCCCCAAGAUGCUGGUGAAUCACGUGGUGGGGAGCAAGUCCAUCUCUUACCCACAGUGCACGACCCAGAUCUACUUCUUCAUCACAUUUGGCAACAUGGACGGGUUCCUUCUGAGUGUGAUGGCCUAUGACCGCUACGUGGCCAUCUGUCGCCCACUGCACUACACCGUGAUCAUGAGGCCCAGACUCUGUGUCCUCCUGGUGGUCAUCUCAUGGGUCAUUACCAACCUGCAUUCUCUCCUCCAUACUCUGCUCAUGGUCAGACACAACUUCUGCUCCAACAACACUGUGCGCCACUUCUUCUGUGACCCCUACCCUCUCCUGAAGCUCUCUUGUUCUGACACCUUCAUCAAUGACCUCAUGGUUUUCACUGAGGGUAGCGUGAUAUUUUUGACACCAUUUAUGUGCAUUGUUGUUUCAUACGCCUACAUCUUCUCUAAAGUACUGAAGUUGCCCUCAGCCCAGGGGAUAAGGAAAGCCCUCUCCACGUGUGGGUCCCACCUCACUGUGGUCUCCCUCUUCUAUGGGACAAUUCUGGGGGUCUAUAUGCGCCCUUCAUCCUCCUACUCAGUGCAGGACACGGUGGCCUCUGUCAUCUUCACAGUGGUGACACCACUGGUCAAUCCUUUCAUCUACAGCCUGAGGAAUCGGGACAUAAAAACAGCCCUGAAGAAGCUAAUUCACAGGUCCCAGAGUUAGGAUGCUUUAGAACUCAGUGCUGGAUGUCAUACAUUAA